UGCCUGGACGUGGCCCUGCUGAGCGGCUCUCGCGGUGCCAGCUCAUUCCCUCGCCAGCCAGGGGGCGGAGAGGGUCACUCCGCGCCGCCGCUGCAGCCCCGCCCGCCAGGCAUCAUGGGGCGCCUCACGCUCCUCACACGCCCCGCAACGCCCACCUUCUGACGCCCGCUCAGGCCACACGCACCCCUCGCCGCCCAUGACAGGCUGAUACCGUGGGCGUGGAAGGCAGUGGGCUAAGGCAAGCGUUCAGACUGAGCUCCGUCACUUGUAGAUGGUUCGCGAUAAAAGGCCGUUGGCAGGCGUGGUGGUGUGCUGCUGCCGUGCUGGCGUGUGCUGGUGACGAGCGGUGGUGUGUUCGACAGGAAAAAGUCAAGUCACUCCAGUGGUGUUUUUCAAAGCCUUUACUUUUGUUUUGUUGACACGGCGGCUUUUUAGCGUGUGGCUUCAGUAAUAUCCGCACUUGUCGAGCCCUUCCUGUGGCUCCGCGGGACGUGAGGAAAGAGAAAAAGAAUAAAAAGUAUCGUUAUAAGAAAAGAAAAGAUAGGAGGCAGGAGUAACACUGAAAUUCAAAUCUACCUUGUGGGCGCUGCUCACACCAAAACACAAAUCGAGAGGAAAAUACGAGUGAAAACCGCGUGAUUCAAGUGUUUAGCUGAUCCUUUGUGAGCAGCACCGCCACACAAACCCAAGGACGUGUCACUACUGAAGGAGGAAGGCAAGAAAGAAACCACUAUCAAGGGGAAAGUAUACACGCAGGACUGACGAGGACUGUUACGUCUACCACGCCAGCACGUCAGAUUUCUUGAGGAGCUUCGCCCUGGACUGCUGCCGAGGACCAAUGAACGUGGAGAAUGCUGCUGUGUGGGCGUGGACAAGCGUUGGCGUGGGUUGUGGCACUGGUGCUGAGCUGGGCACACGCCGCCACGCCCCCUCCUGUUGUGGAUAACGAGGCGGCGGGGCGGGCGGCGCUGAAUGACGUGCUGAGGGACGUCUCUCACCUGUCCUCCGGGAGUAUUGGGACCGCCUGCGCCGCUCAGCCUUUCUACAGAAUCGCGGUGGACAUGAACAGAUUUGAAGCGACGAGACAGAAGGUCGACUUGAUAGUAAGGAUCCUGAACAAGAAUGCCAACCAAGAACUGAUGAAGAACCUGGUGGGGAGUUUGCUGGACUCUGAAGGAGGGAGAGUGAGAGAGGUGAGAGUGAUGCAUGGAGGCUCCCCCCACCGCGCCCCCUCCAUCAUCUUCGCCAGCCGCCCCCCCUCCGCCACAGCCACUAUCACCACCACCACCACUGCUACUGCUAUUAACAUUACUGCCGCCUCGGCGGAGUGGGUGGACAGACAGCCGUGGUUCUGGGGCCAAGGUCCUUACGGCUCCCCAGACAGCUUUGAGAGGUUCCAGGAGAGGCGAGUGAAGGGUGCGCUGGGACGAUGGACCUUCCCUUACUUCGUGUGCGAGGGCAGGAGGUGGCUGGUCAGUUACACGGCGUCCCUGCAGCCACUGGGGAAUGAGAUGGAUGUGGUGAGCGUGGACAUCGACCUGACAUCAUUUGACAUCAACCAGUGUGAUGGGCCGGAGGAAGAGGAGGGAGAGGAAGAGGAGGAGGAGGAUGGGGAGAAGAUAAACACCCAGCUCUCCUUUUUCAAACACUCUCACAAAUGCAACACAACAACAUCUGAGUGCGUGUUCCAGCCAGGCCAGGGAUGGGUGCGUGGUGCUUACGUGUGCAGGUGUAAGACUGGGUACUUCCCUCAAAACACAACCUUUAACGGUGCUCUGCUUGAAGUGGCAUGGGAGGGGAAACAGAAGCACAACACCUCCUUCUAUGACCUUAUGUACACGUGCCGCCCUUGCCCCGAGCGCUGCCCUAACUGCACGAGGAACGAGCCCUGCGAUGCGCCUUACAAUUGGCCCUUCAGAAUAGCGCUGUUGUCCAUCUCGCUGCUGUGCAUUGUAUUCACCUUCGUGCUGAUGGCUCUGGUCUACCACUACCGGAGCGUCAAGGUGUUCCGCCUCGCCUCGCCCACCUUCCUCUGCAUCUGUCUCAUCGGCUGCAUCAUCAUGUACUUUGAGAUGGCAGCCAUAUUCCCGGUCCUGGACACCUACUCCUGUGUGGCAACCAAGUGGACGCGACACCUCGGCUUCUGCAUCACGUUUUCUUCGCUCCUCAUGAAGACCUGGAGAGUAUCGCUGACUUACCGCGUGACGUCAGCACACAAGAUCAAGCUGACGGACAAACAGCUGCUGCAGUGGCUGACGCCCAUCCUGCUCAUCAUGCUGGUGUACCUGGGGGCGUGGAGCCUCAGCGCCACGCCCUCCGCCGAGGUGAAGGCUGCUGACUCAGGUCUCAAGUACAUGCAGUGCAAAUAUGAUUGGUGGGACCACUCGCUUGCUGCCGGCGAGGUGCUCUUCCUGAUUUGGGGGGUGAAGGUGUGUUUCAGCGUCAGGAAGGCAGAGAGCUUCUUCGACGAGGCUAAGUACAUCUCCUGGGCAGUGUACAACAUCGCCCUCGUCAACAUCGUCAUGGUGGCUUUCCACCUCAUCAUCUUCCCCAACGCGGGUCCUGAUGUCAAGUACCUCUUCGGCUUCUUGAGGACUCAGUUCAGCACCUCCACUACUGUGCUGCUCAUCUUCGGCCCCAAGUUUUACCGGAUCGUGCAGGGGACGGGAGACCAAUACGACAACCGAGCUAGAGCUAAGGGCGUGACUGCAAGCUUCUCCCUCAACGGCCUCGGUGUGAUGAACGACGAGCCAGCUGACUUGUCCCAGGAGAACGAGGAACUCAAGGAGGAGAUACAGAAGCUGGCGGCGCAGAUGGAGUUCAUGAAGAUCGUCCACAUGGAGAUGAACAACCGCCACCUCAAACCGAAACCUAGCGGGUACUUCACUGACAAGAAUCCCGCGAUGGCCGGGCCCACGUCUCCUUCAGGGCCACGCACCACCGACGCGGGCCAGGAGAACGCCCCUGCCAAGCUGUCCUCCCCUGCAACAGAGGUGGCUGACGACAGAGUAUGACUAGUGGCUAACAGUGAAGAGGUGUGGCUGUAGACUGCGACGGGGCGGGGAGUCUGUCUGUCGAGGAAUCGCUGCGCAGUUUGUUCUCGUAUUUUGGGUGUGGCUGGUGGCUUUCCUGGCCCGUAUUCUCAGUAUUUUCCAGUACUCCGGCGUCUGUAUCGACUAUUUUCAGAUUCUAGCAGGUUAUAUCAAUUUCCUGAGGGAGUUUUUGUUAUGUUUCUAGUGAUAGUUUAGCAAGGAGUGCGCGUCAAUAGUAAACCACGCCCGUGAGGAUUCCGGUAAUCAUCUGCCGUCUGAAAAUAGUCAUUAUGGGAGCCUUUUUAUUAUAUGGGUCCUGUGAUGGCGAUAGUGAAAGUGAGGGUUUGUACAGUGACGGCAAAAAGUCUCGUCACCGCAGUCUUUUGGUAUUGUGAGAGUAGGAAAGGGCGUGUCUGUUCUAAGCUCCGCGAACACAUACGUGAAGCGAUAUGGUUCACUCGUGCGGGGUUCAGCGGCACACCCAGGAUUCGUGCCGGGUCUGUCAGUCCGUGCAUGUGUCGCGAGGCCUCCGUCAGCUGCCAAUCCUCCGUCAGUCAAAAUUAAUGAGCUGUAGGGCCAUAUUCUGAAACACUUCCCUCCCCACCUCUAUUACAUUCAAAAGACUAGUUUAAGUUGCAUGGGCUCUUAAGGUGUUUUUAUUGUUCUAGUGAUGGAGUAAUAAGCUUUGUACAUUAAUAACAGGAGAAACACUCUUGACAACCUGUCCAAUCAUGUGUGUCUUUGAAAAUAGUCGUGUUGAGAGAGCAGGGAGUUUCAGAAUACGGGUCAUGGUGUGUGUGUGUGUGUGUGUGUGUGUGUGUGUGUGUGUGUGUGUGUGUGUGUGUGUGUGCUUUAAAUUCUUUCAAGAGUAUAUCUGAUAAAAGAAAGUCUUUAUUUAACCAGUCCCUAAGUGAACGGCUGUAUUGGCACUGACUGGCUGGUUGGCUGGAGAGGAAGAGCCAACAGUCACCCUAAGACGGAACUGACAGACUAACGUACCACCGCUUUUCGUUCUAGGAAGCAAAGGGGGAGGGGGGGUAAGAGAGAACUGAACGGCAAAUGGAGGCAGAGAUACAUGAAGCAGAUGUGGGUGUAAUUUAGUUAAGCAGGAAGCAACGGUGUAUAUUUCGUCUUAGUUAAUCUUAGUUGAGGCUCGUGCACGCAGCAGGAGGCGCUGAUGAAGGCGGUGACGGUGAGACGUGUGUGUUCGUCUCAGGACCAUAAUCUGAAACACUUCUACUCCACACCUCCACUACAUUCAAAGUGCUUUAGUUUGAGUCACGGUUUUUUUAGGGCGUUUUUAUGGUUCCAAUGACAGAAUAACGAGGUUCUUCUAUUAUCAACUGAAAAAACGCUCUUGGGAACCGGCUAAGCGUUUCUGUGACCUUUGAAAAUAGUUGUAGUGAGAGAUUAAAGUGUUUCUGACUACUGGUUUCCGUGGGGCUGGAGAGCAUAGGAUACAAUUCUUGGUACAGAACCACAGGAAGAGAACCCUGCCUUGCGUGCACGGACAUGUAAUUCUUCCCCUUAGGUUCCUGCCCUGCAGUGUGAGGGAAGCACUUGGUUGCACUUAGAUCACGUCAUGUCACGUCACUGUUCGAUCCCUUCCCGUCACUGUAUCGCGUCACGGCUUUAGUUAGGAGGUCACAGGUGGAGUCACGGCGCCUCAGGUCACAUGAAUAGCCACUCGCGUUGAUUGGUAUGGCUGGUUAGGUUUACUUACACUUGAUAACCUAAUUCACCCCAGCGUAACCUAACCUAAUCUUAACUGGCUUGACCAAACUUCAUGACCUAACUUAACCUAACCUCACCUGAGCUAACCCAUCUUUAACUUAACUUGACCCAAUCUUAACCUAACCUAACCUGUCAUAAAAAAAGCUAUGAUGGCUAAUAUUCAUGUGACCUAACAUCUACAUUAACUAACAACACUGAUAACCAUACUUAGGCACGACUCCAAUCUCCACUACGUCCUAAGGAAACAGUGGAACAGUAGCUGAACAAAAGACGAACAAUAGACACCUACCGUUCCUAACCUGGGCGUCAGAGGGGCAAAAGUGUUCAGGAGUGGAGAUGAGAAGAAAAAAAUAAUACGUUCUCGUGCGGUUAGUUAAAGGAAGGACGCUGAAAAGUGGUAUAGGAAAGCGAGAGAGAGAGAGAGAGAGAGAGAGAGAGUCAUUCCUGAACAUUCAGCGUCUUGUCUAGCCUGCUUUCAGGAUUGGAGUUCUCGAGGUGUUUUGAUAAGGCUUGCAAUAAUAUACUUAGCGAACUCUUUGUGCCGUUGAUGAGAAGGAAAUUACCCGUGAAACUUCUGCUGAUUACCUGCGUGGCUUUUGAAAACACUCCUGAAGGGAAGAGCGAGUAGGUAAAGCAGGUCACAACACAUAUAGCUGCUGCGCCCUUCCUACACCACUGACUCCACCGCCUCUCUCUGGACCGCUUUCUGAAACACCUUUGCGCCCCACCUUCUAUUUUCAAAAGGCUCCAGUUGAAGUGAUACAGGGUUCUUAAGCGUGUUUUUUUCCGAUUCCAGUGGCAGAUUGAUCAAAUUUCUACGUUAUCUAAUGAAGAAACACGAUUGAGAACCCUGCUAAACUCCUCUGUGGCCUUUGUAAAGAGUCUGGUGUGGUGAGCGUGUGUGCAAAGGGUGUCUGAAUACGUGCCAAGGUUUCUCGUGUUUUUGUAUAUAGUUUGGUGACAACCUGAGCCACGCAUUCCAUUAUAAGUUAGCUUUAGUUUGAAUUACCCGAGUUGUUUGUAAGGAGAGCACUUUAUCAAUACUUCAUGACCUUUCUCUUGACAGUGAGAGAGGUCACACAGGUGCACACACACACACACACACACACACACACACACACACACACACACACACACACACACACACACACACACACACACACACACCAUUGCAGUGUAUUGAGCGUCAUUCACUUCGCUCUUCACUCUAUUCCAUGUUCGUGUUUCAAAGGCUCUCACGUUACUUGUUCUUCACUGUGCUGACUCAUUCCAUUUUUUCGUCACGUUAUGGACACAAAUUUAUGCUUCAGUCGCUUUAGAAAGAGGAGGAUUCUAUUGUCAAAGCAAAGGAAGGGAAGAGAAGGUGUUGAGGAAAAUCUAAUGCUAAAGAAAAAAAAAGAAGCAAGGAUGUGAGUUUACCGAAAAGAGGAAGUUGUGAGGUAAAUCUGUGAAAAGGGGAAGAAGGAAGUGAAUUUUCUGAAAAAGAGGGGAAUGUUGAGAUUAUUUUCCUGUAAGGAGGGGAAGGAACUGAACUGAAGUAAACUGGACUGAACCAAAAAGAGAAGAAAUGUUCAUUUUAAUUCACUAGAAAGAGUGAAGUAAGGCAGUAUUUCACCCGCUAAAUAGGAGGAAGUGAACUUAACGAAAGAGAGGAAACGUUAAGGUAGAUUCACCACCAAAACGGACACCACCACCACUACCACCAUCACAAGGGACAGCACAGAGCACAUCACCACGCCGCGCCGCCUGCAGUGCACGUGUGUCCUGGUGGCGAGCACGUGGCUGCACCACCUACGUGAGCUUACAACCUGCCUCUUCACACCUCAGCCGAGCGAGGGACGCCACUGGACAGCCCGCCGCUAGCUCGGUAAACCCCACACUGACCGCCUAGGGAAAUACCGCCACCACCACCACUACUACUACUCACCCUAGGUAUUUUUGAGAUGAGUUAGGUUAUGAUAUGUUAAUACUAGCCUAAUCUAACUGAAUAUCACUUCAACCUAACUUUAAACAGGCUGAGAUGAUUUGCUACUACUACUACUACUACUACUACUACUACUACUACUACUACUACUACUACUACUACUACUACUACUACUACUACUACUGCUACUUCUACUACUACUACUACUAUCGCUGCACUGUACCGUACCUUGACCUCCAAACACGAACAUGACUCGAGCUUAAUGAACUGUUGAUAUUUACAGGAGCGAAUUCAAUUACGUGGAAUUUCAUGUGAGUCAGAAUGAGAAAAGGGAAGUACAAAGGAGGACUUUUGUACUCCGAUGAACCAAAAAGAAUAAGGUGUGGGCGGGCAGGAUGUUAAAACUUCCUCGCACAAAACAUCAUAGUGAACGUAAGCUUAGAUGUAGAAUGUAUCGCAAGGAACUCUUUUUUUUUUUUUAUAACGUACUUGUGUGUCUCGCGUGAUGACGAGUCGAGGUGAGGAGUUUACAGGAAGUGAUGAAGGGACCAAGCUAGAAGGAGUCUGGAUGUGCAUCAUGUCUGAUUCUAAAUGAGAUUCGUAUUCUUAAAUAGUUCGAUGUCUCGCCACUUCUUUCCACUGGCUCUACUAGAUAUUAUUGGGGAUUUUCAACGGUGUGUUCAUCAUUGAUUUAAAAAAGGGUUCCGCGCGCUCAAUGAGACACUCGAGAGGAUCUAGAAUGUCUAGUCAUUGGAAAAAGUCUGGUGAAAGCUCGAAACGUUUAAGAAUACGUGUUUGGUGAGGUGAAGAACGCGGUGAUUAGUUCGACUCCACACGCGAGCUACUAGGAAAGGAAUAGUGUGUGUGUUGGUACAGAAUCAUGCUGUUUUCACUCCGGCAGGCUAAAUUUUCUUCUUUCACCUUUUAAGCGUCGAAGAGGGAGAUGUAACAAAACAGAAAAUAUAUAUCGUCAUUGUCACUCAUCACCAUACGCAAAAAUAUAAAUAAGUAGAUCAAACUAAUGCUGACUCAGUUAAGCAAAUCUUCUCUCUAGUUACGAGCAUUUUCCUUCCCAUUCGACAGAAAAAAAGAAGUUUGAUCCCCCCAGAGUGAUGGAAAGGCGUGAUUCUGUGCGCUCACAUCGGGAACUGCCUCUCUUGUGUGUUAUCCCGAGGCGAGAGGCCCAGACAGAGAGCAGAGAGAUAUCCUGAAGCGUUCCUGUGCCCCACCUCCACUACUUUCAAAAGGCUCUGUAUGGUUAACAUUACGCUGGUUUUUAAGAGUGGUAUCAUGACUCUGGUGAUGAAUUAACAAGAUUUUUACAUUAUUAGCAGGAGAAACACUCUUGAGAACCCGGCUACUCAUCUCAGUCGUCUUUGAAAAUAGUCGUGGUGAGACAACAGUACGCUUCAGAGUAGGGGCCCGACAAGACGCACCUCUGCCCUUGGCUUGGCCCGGUGCACUCAACACCCACGUACAUUCCAUGGUGUCUUUGUACUCACUGGUUCUUGUCUGUUUUAUAAUAUAUUUUUUACAUGGAA
Messenger RNA from Portunus trituberculatus (swimming crab), 8231 nucleotides. RefSeq names its product probable G-protein coupled receptor CG31760. Lineage: Eukaryota; Metazoa; Arthropoda; Malacostraca; Decapoda; Portunidae. The record is from RefSeq and is a predicted model, not a curated record. Gene Ontology annotation, cellular component: membrane. Gene Ontology annotation, molecular function: G protein-coupled receptor activity. The transcript is spliced from 16 exons. Bases 852 to 3014 code for a protein of 720 amino acids. Gene Ontology annotation, biological process: G protein-coupled receptor signaling pathway.